CUUUGUAAGAACUACUUGACCACUUGUAUAUUUAUUUCUCUGUAAGAGAAUAUAACCCACUUGAACAUUAUAGUAUUAUACUGACAUUCUUUUGGCAUUGACACAUUCUAAUUAAUCGCCAUGUAUCAGGAUUACAAAGCAAUUUUGGUUAAGAAACAAGAUAAAAUUCUGGUAGUGAAAUUUAAUAAUCCCAAGAAAAAAAAUUGCGUUAAUCGCGAAGGAUACAUAGAGCUUGCGCGUGUGUUGAGAGCAGUAGCUAAGGAUGACACUGUUACAAUGGUGGUAUUCACCGGUGUGGGUGAUUUCUUUACGGCCGGCAAUGAUCUAUCAGCAUCUGCCAAUGUAACCGAUAUGGAUGCCUAUAUUCGUGAAUCAAAUGUCAUAUUUAAGAACAUGGUGCAUGCUUACAUCGAGUGUCCAAAGAUAUUAGUUGCAUUGGUAAAUGGACCGUGUAUUGGUAUUGGCACGACUUUGGCUGGACUCUCCGAUAUGUUAUGGUGCUCAGAGAACGCUUAUUUUACAACACCAUUUGUUAGCUUGGGCAUCGUACCAGAAGCCGGAUCAUCAUACAUUUUUCCCUUUCUACUUGGACGUUCUAAAGCGACCGAAAUGCUUUUAUUUGGUGAAAAGCUGACUGCCCAUGAUGCUUAUCAUUUUAAUUUUGCAUCCCGUGUAUAUAAACCUUUCGAAGUGGAUUCAUUGAUAUGGCCAAAACUGAUUGAAUAUUCUCAAAUGCCACCAGAGUCAUUGCAAAUCUCCAAGGGCUUGUUGCGUAGCCAAGAAAAAGAAAUUUUAAUGAAGGCCAUUGAUGCCGAAUGUGAUGCUUUAUAUAAAAGAUUUUAUAGUGAGGAAUUUAUGAAUGCUAUUAUUCAGUUUUCAAUGCGUAAAAAAUCCAAGUUGUAAAUAUGUACAGUAUUUUGUGGUAAAGAUUAAUCAAUACAUAAUUUAUAAAUAUUUUUUACAAUAAAAGUUUUGUAUAUACUUAUGUUAAUGCCAGUAAUCAUAAUUGCAAAUAUUCAUAAAAAAACAACAUUCCUUCCGGGGGAACAGCUUUUUAUAGCCAAGUCCUUACGGUGAGACGUUGUGCGCCAUAUCUUUAUAGAGAACUUUUUCAUUAAAUAAACGUCAAAUAUGU
This is a messenger RNA of Stomoxys calcitrans (stable fly), 1135 nucleotides long. It is a transcript of the gene Dci, whose product is annotated as enoyl-CoA delta isomerase 2. The record is from RefSeq and is a predicted model, not a curated record. The transcript has 2 exons. Lineage: Eukaryota; Metazoa; Arthropoda; Insecta; Diptera; Muscidae. The coding region runs from base 121 to 903 and encodes 260 amino acids.